Messenger RNA from Suillus paluster, 2181 nucleotides. RefSeq lists its product as uncharacterized. Gene Ontology annotation, biological process: regulation of DNA-templated transcription. NCBI's taxonomy places the organism in Eukaryota, Fungi, Basidiomycota, Agaricomycetes, Boletales, Suillaceae. Bases 22 to 2181 code for a protein of 719 amino acids. The record is from RefSeq and is a predicted model, not a curated record. Gene Ontology annotation, molecular function: sequence-specific DNA binding; DNA-binding transcription factor activity. The transcript has 4 exons.
GUCUCUUCCAACGACUACAAUAUGAGUACAGACCAACAAAUGUUUCUAGCGGUGGCUCCCAGAGCCAGCUCAUCCCAUCUCAACAGACCAGCACGCCAGCUCGUACCCGCCUUUCUCCAAAAGCUAUACGAGAUGGUAAAUGACCCUUCAGACCACGAUCUUAUCCGAUGGUCUGACACCGGUGACUCUUUCUUUGUCCUCGACCAAGAGCGCUUCGCUAGUGAAGUCCUAGGACGUUGGUUCAAACACAAGAACUUCUCCUCUUUUGUCCGCCAGCUCAACAUGUACGGCUUUCACAAAAUUCCUCAUCUCCAACAAGGCGUGCUCCGUUCCGAUACUGAUACUGAAUUCUGGAACUUCGAGCACCCCCAUUUCCUCCGUGGCCAACCGGACUUACUCUGCCUUAUCCAGCGCAAAAAGCAGGCCGCCGCAUCUACCUCCGACAUUGCUGCUGCUACGCGGGUGCAUCUGCGCCUGCGGGCGCCGUUGACCCCUGGCCAGUUGAUGGACAUGAAUUCAAUUGUGAAUGGUAUUCAAGCUAUAAAAAGACACCAAGCCGCCAUCUCCGCCGACCUCAAUGACCUCAAGUCCUCCAACCAACAUCUUUGGCAGGAAGCCAUUGCUGCCCGCGAGAGGCAUAAGAAACACCAGGACACCAUUAACCGUAUCCUUAAAUUCCUUGCAGGUGUGUUCGGUCCUGCAGACAACCCAAUACGCAAGGAUGAUAUGGGUGGUGGAGGAGCUGUCAGUGGCGGCGAGGGGAGUGAGAUGCUCGGGAGGAAACCACAGCGGUUGAUGAUUGGCGAUGGACGCAGUGGCGGAGGGAAUAAUGCAAAGAAGGCUGUGGAAGUUACUGAUAUCAUAGAGGACCAGCCGAGGACCAGCAUAGAUAGUGCGAAGUCGUCUGAUAUCGGUGCGUCCUUUCCUUGCAUGGGUUUCUCGAUACUGAUGCCCUUUCUCCGUGAUUUUACAGAUCUUUUCGCGUCUCUGGACACACCGUCUACUCUCCCAUCUGAAUACGGCCCUUCGUGCAACACAUCACCCCGAUUUACGUCCAUUGAACCCUCUCUCCAUGAUGCCCCAACUCCCACAGCUGACGCAAAUACCACUUCACGCCCCCACACCGCCCCUGUCAACAACACCACCAAGACCAACGCAUCCAAUUCAAAUCCAUCAAAUGUAAAUGUCGCUUCACCCACUUCGCCAAAUGCCCCCUUCCCUCGUCCAACCCCGAUCCACCACUCAGUCUCUGCGCCCGCCUUCACCUCCCUCACCACAACGUCCCCACCUCCUUCCCCGCAGAAUGACUCCCUCAUCCACGCCGCACUUUCCCAGGUGCUCUCGUCUCCUGUGCAGAUGCAAAAGCUGAUUGCGGCGCUUGGUGGAGGUGGGUUCUCGUUCCCAGGGGACGGGCACACGCAAGGAAUCCUACCGCAGUCCAUCAUGCAGCAGCCUUUCCCCGUCCAGCCCCAACCACAGCCCCAACCAGAGUUACCGCAACACACGAACGCAAACCCAGCGCAACUGAUGCCGUAUGACCCUGCUGCGUUUCAGACAGACUACUCUAGCUCGUACUCCCUCCUCCCACCUAGUGGUGGCGGCGACUUAGCACCCUUCGAGGCACACGAUGACCACCUGCAGAAGACCUACUCCUCAGCACAUGAGAUCAACACGGAUGUCGACUCGCUGGAGACAAACAUCCAUUCCCUCAUUCAGAGCCUCGGCUUUGACCCUACGACGUUCGACGCGACGGACGGCGCGCAUCAGUCCCUCGAUGAUCCCUACGGUGUAUCGGGUCAGGAUUCAUUCGACAUUGGGUCAUAUCUGAACGGGAUAGAUUUGGCGCCCAGCGCAGCUGGGCAUACAGGCCACGGUGAGGAAGACCCAGAUAUAGAAAGCUUGAGACUUGCGGACAAGCUGGACUCGUCAACGGCACGUGCAGCGGGCGUGGAGAAAAAAGUGCCGAGUGAGCAGGUGCAUGCGUUCCUCGACGGGGUUGCUUCGCAAGAUAGCGAUGUGGAUAUGACUACGUCUUUGAUGCAAACCACCCAAAGCGCGACCACACGGGGCCGCAAGCGUAAAUCGGAUGUUACGGACAUUGGGUUGUUCUCUGGUGCGACAGAGGCAGCAACAUCAUCAUCAUCAUUGGGGACGGGCAGUAGGAGUAAGAGGAAAAGAUGA